Messenger RNA from Malania oleifera, 1492 nucleotides. RefSeq names its product probable arabinose 5-phosphate isomerase. Gene Ontology annotation, biological process: carbohydrate metabolic process; carbohydrate derivative metabolic process. Lineage: Eukaryota; Viridiplantae; Streptophyta; Magnoliopsida; Santalales; Ximeniaceae. The coding region runs from base 295 to 1323 and encodes 342 amino acids. The record is from RefSeq and is a predicted model, not a curated record. The transcript is spliced from 3 exons. Gene Ontology annotation, molecular function: carbohydrate derivative binding; isomerase activity.
AUGGAUAAAGAAGAAAACCUAUUUUUUUCUUUUUUCUUUUAGGACAAAAGGCUAAAAUCUUGCCUCAACAUCCACCGGCCAUCGGCACCGACACGCCUACAGGGACCGGAACCCAUUGCCCGGUUAAAGCAUUACCGCGAAAAUUAACAGCCAAUUACGCACCCCGCGUCCUAUAACAAAACCUCUCGUUCAAAAUCCAUCACAAAACCCAGAAUCUCUCUCUCUCUCUCUCCCUCUCCCUCUCUUUCUCUCCUCUUUCCUCUCUCCUCUCUCUCCUCUGUGUCUGCCUCUGGUAUGGGUUCUCUUCCGCCAUUUUCAGACCACAUUGCAAAUCCCAAAGAAACCAAAACCCUAAUUAACCCUGAUGACCUGCUCAAUCUUUUCAAGUCCCAACAGAAGUACCUGAAUUUCUUCUUCCAGAACCUUAAUCACUCGCAAACCCUAGCAUUCACCCAAACCCUGUUGAAUGCCAGAGGCACUAUUUUCUUCACUGGCGUCGGCAAGUCCGGCUUUGUCGCCCAAAAGAUCUCCCAGACCCUUGUCUCGCUGGGCGUCCGAUCUGGGUUCUUGUCCCCCGUCGACGCCCUCCAUGGCGACAUUGGCGUCUUGUCGAGCGCCGACCUGGUGGUGUUCUUCAGCAAGUCCGGGAACACCGAGGAGCUCUUGAGGUUGGCGCCGUGCGCGAAGGCCAAGGGUGCGUACCUCAUUUCCGUGACGUCGACGGUGGUGAAUGCCCUGACGGGGGUGUGUGACUUGAAUGUGCAUUUGCCUCUGGAGAGGGAAUUGUGCCCGUUCGAUCUCGCGCCGGUCACUUCAACCGCGAUCCAGAUGGUUUUCGGCGAUACAGUGGCGAUUGCGCUGAUGGCGGCACGGAAUUUGACGAAGGAUGAGUAUGCGGCGAAUCAUCCGGCGGGAAGGAUCGGAAAGAGUCUCAUUUUCAAGGUGAAAGAUGUCAUGAAGAAGCAAGAUGAACUCCCACUAUGCAGAGAAGGAGAUUUAAUCAUGGAUCAGUUAGUGGAGUUAACAAGUAAAGGCUGUGGUUGUUUGCUUCUUGUUGAUGAUGAGCAUCAUCUGAUCGGGACAUUCACAGAUGGUGACCUGAGACGUACUCUUAAAGCCAGCGGUGAAGGCAUCUUUAAGCUCUCGGUGGGGAAAAUGUGCAACCGGAACCCAAGAACAAUCAAUCCAGAUGCAAUGGCAGUGGAGGCAAUGCGGAAGAUGGAAUCACCACCGUCGCCUGUCCAAUUCUUGCCAGUCGUCAAUAGUCAAAAUGUCCUGAUUGGCAUUGUCACGUUGCAUGGAUUGGUCUCAGCUGGCCUGUGAUCUGUGUUUGUGUUUUUGUCUGUAUCAUUUGUUUCCUGUAUUCUUUUCAGUUUAUGAUUCUUUAAUCUCUUUGUACCUCGAGAAUUUCAAAUUCAAAUAUGAGGUGGGAUUCUAUUUGGAAACCUGAUAAUAUGAAUGUAAUGUUAUUCAUUCUUAUUUAUUGUGCAAA